GGAGCUUCAAAACUUCUUGCGAACAUGCUGUAUUCAUACCGAGGAAUGGGACUUUCUGUUGGCACAAUGAUUGCUGGAUGGGACGAAACUGGUCCUGGACUAUACUAUGUUGACAACCAAGGAGGACGGCUCAAGGGAGACAGGUUUUCAGUCGGUUCUGGUACUUCACCAUACGCUUACGGUGUACUGGACAGCGGGUACAAAUACGAUAUGUCAGUUGAAGAAGCUUCUGAGUUAGCGAGGAGAUCGAUCUACCAUGCGACAUUCCGUGAUGGAGCCAGUGGUGGAGUUGCUAGCGUGUACCAUGUUGGUCCCGAAGGAUGGACGAAACUAUCAGGAGAUGAUGUUGGGGAGCUACACUACCACUACUACCCCGUGGCACCAGCUACCGCAGAACAAGUGAUGGAGGAAGCAACAGCCGAGUAAAAAACAUGUUUAGUUUUCUAAUCAUUCACUCCCUUUCCUGUUGUUGCAUUUGUGGUAGUACAUACUGAGUUGUCUCUAGCUGAAGCUUUGGUAUUCUAUUUUACUGAUCUGAAAUGUUGCUCGCAACUUAUUCUCUUUGAGAUUCUCUUUUUUCUGCAAUCACAUGGUUUCAAACAUCAAUUUAGGGAAUUGUGAUAGGUU
This is a messenger RNA of Arabidopsis arenosa, 627 nucleotides long. The record is from the annotation of a GenBank genome assembly. NCBI's taxonomy places the organism in Eukaryota, Viridiplantae, Streptophyta, Magnoliopsida, Brassicales, Brassicaceae.